This is a messenger RNA of Drosophila rhopaloa, 4585 nucleotides long. It is a transcript of the gene Tango1, whose product is annotated as transport and Golgi organization protein 1. The coding region runs from base 137 to 4369 and encodes 1410 amino acids. Gene Ontology annotation, biological process: protein secretion; endoplasmic reticulum to Golgi vesicle-mediated transport; vesicle cargo loading. NCBI's taxonomy places the organism in Eukaryota, Metazoa, Arthropoda, Insecta, Diptera, Drosophilidae. The record is from RefSeq and is a predicted model, not a curated record. Gene Ontology annotation, molecular function: protein binding. The transcript has 7 exons. Gene Ontology annotation, cellular component: endoplasmic reticulum exit site; endoplasmic reticulum membrane.
UUGGCGCACCUGAGACGGUCACACCGAUGAAAAGCCAACUCAGCUGAAAGUGAACCCAUUUUUAUACACAAUAAAUUUAGUGGCUGCAGUGGAAUAAGUUGAUUCACCCGUUCACUGAGCCCCAAGACAAUGAAAUAUGAGGUUGGCCAACAAGAAAUCAAAAAUGCAGCCAUUGCUAAGUGACUUGGCCCUGUUGUUGGGCCUGGCGAUCUGUUGUCUUCCAACUUUGACGUGGGCCGCGGCCGCGACUCUCUCCGACAAACGACUAUGCGCCGACCCGAAAUGUGAACAAAUCAUCUCGACGGGUAUUGCCAAAAUCAGCUAUGCCACUGGCGGAGAGGGGCUGAUAUCCUUCAAGAUUAAUUCCCCCAUCCGCGUCCUGUCCAAAAGUGCUGGUUCCAACAUGCAGCUGUGGGGUGUCGAUAUCAACGGACGACGCGGCUAUGCCAACAAGGACUUUAUCAUGGAGAAAAAGAUCAUAGUGCGGGACAAGGACCUGGCGUAUGAAGUGCCAGUGGUGGGACCUGGCAGUCCAGUCCAGUCCGUAAAGGAGCCACUGCAGCCGGUUCUCAACGCUUCUGAGUCAACCGAUGACUUGGCAACGACCACAACGUCACCACUUGAUGUUAACGUGGAUUCAAUAGUGCUGGAGCAGGAGAAACUUAAAGAUCAGCAGGUUCCUGAUCCCACGGCGGCUUCCAAAGCACCAGUGCAGCUCGUGGAAGGUACAGAGCUGCCUCUGGAGGCGGUUCCAGCUUUAAACGAAAGCACACAUUUUCCAGUAGAGACAGAAAAGCCCAAUGAAGCAUUGAAAUUUGAAUCCGCCUCUGCAGUUGUUGACACGAAAGAGCCACAAGCGUCUCCAGAGUCCAGUAAAGCGCGGGAUGAAUCUACGAAACAGCUGCCUGUCACUGAACCUCAGGAGCCAACUCCACUGAGGACGGCAAUCAACGCUGAAAUUGAAGACACUGAUGAUUUUGAUUAUGGGGAUGACGGGGCAGACGAAGACGACGACGAAGAAGACUUCAAGCAAGGUAGUGAAGAUAACGAACCGAGCAUACAGAAAGAAAACGAUAAGAAAUCAAUUAACGAAUCGAUUGAACUUAGCACGAUUUCGGUUGAGAAAUUGAAUAUAACUAAUAGCUUGGAGGACCCAAAGGAGGACCAGAAGGUAGAGCAAGCGCAAGUGGAAGUGACAAGGAAAAAAGACGAUAAACCCGUGGUUCCAGCCAUUCCUGACAUACUUCCUUUACCUAAUGGUGCAAUUACAGAAGAACCGACGGAGGUAAAGAAAAUUUCCAAGAUUGAGCUUGAAGCAGUCGUGGAAUUAAAGCCUUUAGAUGCUCUGACAGCCGAGGAUGUCACGGAAAAGGUGGCUAAGGAACCGCAUCCGGUUGUUAAAGAUGAAGUCAAAGAAGAAAUAGUUAAGCUUUCUGCAGAAAUAGCAGUUGAGCCCAAACAAGAAAUCACCAUUGAGCCUUUUGUUGCUCAAUCCGAGAACGAAACUAAUGAUACGACUGAAUCAGUGAGUAGCUCAACUGGUCCUGUAAUCGAAGAUGCUCCACUGAAACCUGAACCUGUUGGCCUACCGCCUCUUUUUGAAAAGACAAACUUUGAGAAUCCCAAUGAUUACUAUAAGCAGCUGCAGGAGAAGCAAAAGCAGAGUUUAAUUGAAGAAGCGGAGCAGCAGAAGAGGUUGCGUGAAGAAGUGGAGCAACGGAAGAGUAUAGAAGAGGAAGCGGAGCAAGAGAAGAAGUCAAACGAGGAGGCGGAACUACAAAGGAGGUUAGAUGAAGAAGCGGAUCAGCAGAAGUUGUUGCUUGAGGAAGCAGAGCAUAAACUGCAGGAUCAAGAUGCAAACCUGCAGCAGUUCAAUAAUUCUGAUUUCGUGGAUUCACCAUCAAACGAAGACUUUGAUAAGACCUAUGACCCCUACAAACAACUGCAGCCAGAGCACCAUCACCAUCAUCCACAUCAGCACCCUUCAGAAAGUGCCUAUCAUUACCCAUCGAGUGCAGAGCAAACUACUCCCACUCCUGACGCUGAAUCACCGUACGGCGCAGUCAUUGAAGAGACCACACAAUCAUCCCAAGCUGACACGGAGCGUGCGGGUGUUGGUUCCGUUGAGCCAGUAGCUCUGCCAGCGACUGCUAGUCCCGGGUCGGAGGUUCCCAUUAAGGAGGAUGGCUUGGGCUUCGGUCUCUUUGCCACCAUUGUCGACACCGUGAACAAUUUUAUCGGGAAGGAGCCACAGAGUGCAGCAUUAGAAAACAGCGAUGAACUGCGAAGAAUUCUCUAUCCAAGCAAGGCUGAGGUGGCAUCCUCUCAAAAGGAAACCCAAGAUGCUCCUCAUGCCGAUUUUGAUAGUUAUUGUCCUCGAGAUGAGCACUGCCAUCGCUCCAUUUCCCUGGAUAAUUUUGUGGAUAUAAUGGCCGGCAAGCUGGUGGAUCACAGUCAACUUUUGAUGUGUGUGAUUAUUGCAGCAGCUUCUUCGCUGUUCUUCAUCUUCGGCUACUACUGCUUCUGCAACAGCAGCCAGGAGGGCGCACUUCUCUCGAAACUAAAUCACUUGGAGCGCAGUUUGCUGGCCUCUCACAAGGAAAACCUAAUCAUCAAGCACGACCUGAUGACUACAAGAACCAAAUUGGCCAGCAUCGAAGACAACUCCUUUGGUUCCAACGACAUGGUGGCCGACCUUAAGAAGCAGCUUGAAUCUGAGCUUUACGAGAAGGCCAAGCUGCAAGAGCAGGUUGGAUCGCUAGAAAGGGAUCUGGAUAAUGCGGCAGAGGCUGGAUUGGAGCUGAAUAAAAUGUUAUCGGAGGUGCUGAGCAGCCAGAACGGGGAUGAGGCCUUUAUGAGCACCGUCGAUGAACUGCAGAGGCAGCUAAACGAUCAAGAGAAGAUCAUCAUCGAGAUUAACUCGAGUCUGGCGGAAAAGAGUCGCGAGAACAGCGAACUACAGUAUUCUUUUACGGAGGCCACGGCACGCCUCACCAGCGAUCUGAAGGCCCUACAAGAGGACAACUACGAGUUGGAGAUGGAAAAGUCUAAACUGCAAACACGGCUAGGGGAGAUCCAGGCCGAGACGGAAUUGGAGUUGGCCAAUGCCCUGGAGUCACGCAAUUACGAAAUGCAGCGGUUGCAGAACCAAAUCCUCGAUCUGACCGCCAAGUGGGAUCGGGAACACAGCGAUCUGCAGACCAGUCUGGCCAAAAUCGAAGCACUCGAGGAUUGUCUAAAGGCAGUCAAAAAGGACGCCAACUUGAAUGUUCAGGAGCUGAUCACCUCGGCCAAAACGCGCGGCGAACUGAACGCUGCCCAUAAGAAGUUUGUCGAGCUGCAGGCAAAGGUAGAGCAGGAAGUUGCCCACAAGCAGCGCCUGGAAAUCCAGCUACAGCAGUCAAGUACAGAUGUGGAGCAGCUGAAGCAGGACUUCAACCUAUCAGAGCGCGACAAGCUGGAAGCCCAGACGCGACUCGAGGUUCUUUCUGGCUACUUCCGCGAGAAGGAAAACGAACUUAAGAAAGAACUUAGUAUGCAGGAGACCAAAUGGCUGCAGCAUCAGGGCGAGAACGCCAGCACAGUGGAGAUCCAGACGCUCAUGAAGAACGAAAUCCAAACUCUCAAAUCUCAGAACGACGAGCUGCGUGCCGAGAUCGAGGCCCAAAUAGCCUCGCACAAGGCUCAAAUGGGCACGCUGGAGAACCGCGCCCAUGAAUCCUGGCUGGCGGCGCGCCAGUCGGAGCGCCGUUGCGAAGAGGCGCUGGCUGAAGCCGCCGGUCUGAGGCGAAAGCUGACCACCAUGGCCAGCGGAGGAGGCGGAGUCGGAGAUACGGCCAACAUGGAGGUCAUCGCCUCUAACGGAGCGCCUGUGCUGGGGGCAGAACUGAAAACGGCUCCAUCGCCGCUUCCCUUGCCGGGUUCGCCACUGCUGAGCAUGCCAAAUCCACUGCCAUUCCUGGCGGCGCCCUUCUCUCCUUUCAUGGGCCUUCCGCCACCAUUCCUGCCUCCAACCGGAGCGGGUGGGGCACGCCCUCCACCCCUGGGGCGAAAGCGUUCCCCGCCGCCUUCGAGCCGCGGCGACCGGGAUCGAGAUCGGGAUCGGUACUCGGACUACAGCGAUUACGAUGAUUAUGACGACGAUGAUGAGGAAGACAGGGGCAUGAACCGCCGCCGAAGACUCAGCGGCAGCUGGGGCCGGCGUCAUCAUGACUCUUACAACCACUCGCCGCGUACAUAUCGCUCGCUGUCCCCGUCAGACAGUCGCUACAACUACAACGACACGGAGACGGACUUUAGUCCGCCCCCAAGUCCACCGCCAGUUUCUUCAGGACGGAGCGCGACAUCUCGACCCUACAGCGAGGUGUGAAAGGGUUUUUUCGUGUAACCAAGUCCUACCAAGUAUAUUAGACUCAAAACUAGUUCAAAUAUAUUUAUUAAUCAACGAUUAUCGAUCGGUCGGGCCGAUUCCACUUACAGACAUCUCAGGAGAAUCAGUCAAAAUCAAAAACUAAUAAAACUCCUGACUCAAUGGUGAAUGAUAACUAAGAAAAUCAACAAAAUUAAAUACAGCGAAAAACCCAAA